Messenger RNA from Caenorhabditis angaria, 304 nucleotides. Lineage: Eukaryota; Metazoa; Nematoda; Chromadorea; Rhabditida; Rhabditidae. The record is from the annotation of a GenBank genome assembly.
AUGACUGAUUCGAGGUAAGAGAAAAGAAAGGAACAGAGUAAUUUAUUGAAGUAUAUAUUCUUUCAGUGAUUCCAAAAACGUGAUCUUUGUGUGCAAGCAUCGUUGUCAUGUUCAUAAGCCGCAGGAAUCACCGCAAAUUGUAAUUAUUGGUAUUGAACAUGAAGAAGAAGAGGAGGCAACAGAUUUGAGAAAAAAAAAGCGUCUACUCGAAUUGUUCAAUCUUCUUCCCAAUCAAGCUAUGCAUCUUCAACAUCAAAAAAAACGAUUUUUGCACCUCUCCGGAUUUCUUUCCAAUUGUUUUUGA